AUUUAUGUUAGUGCUUAUGUAAUCCCCCGCCGUACGUCCAACCUUCAGGCCAAUAUCCCCGCUCUUGGUGGUUCGGGGGAUACAUAAAGGAAGUACCUUCUCCCUGAUUAAGCUUACCGAUAUUAUUUCUUUCCAACCUCGUGUUUUCUUCUGCUUACUAUACAAUUUCAAACAACUUCAGACAUUUCCCUCCAUUGCUCAAACCUAAUAUAUAUAAUUUUCAAUUUUCGGAGAAAAAAAAAACAUGGCUUCGACAGAUCGCCCCACUACCGCCGUUGUGGAGCGGGCCUCGGUAUCCGACAUCCCGGAGCUGAUCACCAUCUGGUGGGGCGCGUUCGGCUCCGAACACAUGCAGCGCAUCUUCCCGCAGACGCCCGAUGGCAGGCUAUGGCUCGAGCGCGCUUUCAAGCAGUUCCUUGGGCCCGCCCCGGGACCUGAUGAGCUGAAGACCGAGUGUCUGAUCGUCCGCAGUCCGGAUACCGGUAUCCCUGUUGCGAUAGCUAUAUAUCGCAUCGUACCAGAGGGUUGCGACGCAGCGAAGCAGUCAUGGCGCGAAAGGUGGCCCGCCGUUGAUGAUUUACCGGAUUUCAGCGAUGCCGCCGUGGACAGCUUUUUUAGUCUUAUGGAAAAGGCGCAUACUCACGUUCUAGGCAACCGUGGUCAUGUCUUCUUGGAAGUGCUUGGUACGAUAGAGGCAUUCCAGAAAAGGGGUUAUGGCACCGCGCUGGUCAAGUGGGGAACCGAUUUAGCCGAUCAGUUAGGAGUCGAGUGCUACUUAGAUGCCAGUCCUGCCGGAAAGCCACUCUACGAAGCAAACGGUUACGUGGAGCAAGAUGUGUCUGCUAUCGUAGAGAAGCAGUCGGCGGCGUCAAUGUUGCGUCCGAAGAAACUUUAAGGCUGAUAGAUCAGGUACCUAGCCUAUGAAAGUACUUAAUACGACUCUCGACUGGCACAUUUUAUACUGUAAUUAGUUUGUAUUAGAGAAAAUAUCAUCAAAAUAACCCCGACAAGAUAAGAAUAGUUGCAACGCCUAUAUCCCAACCCAUAGU
Molecule: messenger RNA, 1049 nt
Organism: Daldinia decipiens
Lineage: Eukaryota; Fungi; Ascomycota; Sordariomycetes; Xylariales; Hypoxylaceae
Exons: 3
Coding region: 245-895 (216 amino acids)
Molecular function (GO): acyltransferase activity, transferring groups other than amino-acyl groups
Source: RefSeq, a predicted model, not a curated record